AAUGCUUGAAACCAGGGCUUCGGAAAUGGAGGCGCUUCGAGCUGAAAUUGAACAGCUCAAAGCGUUGAUGACGAUCGGGAAUAGCAGCAAAUUCUGCAUUCCCGAUCCAAUCAAAAAUUUGUCGGUAUUUUCCGGCAACAAGAAGGAACUGUCGAGCUGGCUACGCGAAGUGGACGAGCUAUACGACAUGUUCAAAAUAAAGGGCGCGAAUGGUCAGCCCGACUCACUAAGCUCUAUGUAUUUAAGAGCAAUAAAAAAUAAAGUACAAGGAGAUGCCCGCGCGAUUCUAUGCGCAAAUGGCGAUCCCGAUACCAUCUAUGGUAUCAAACAAAUUUUGAUCGAACAAUAUGGUGACCACCGAGACUUUGCGACCAAUGUGUCGUCGUUAUUCAAUUUACGGCGAGGUGACAAAAGCCACCUCAGGUUUUACAACGAUUGCAAAGACAUCAACACAAGACUUAAAGCAAAUUUGUUGUCGAAUCCUCUAUCCGUUCGACAAAUUAUAGAUGUUUUAAGUGUAACUAGAUAUUUAGAUAACAUUGGGGAGCCUUUAGCUUCCAUAAUAAGACAAUCGAAGCCAAAUACGUUGGAAGAAGCAUACGAAGCCGUAUCCAUAAAUCAAAACGCAGAAAUUAGAACGAAGCCUAUUAAAUUUCAUUCACAGUCCAGACCUCAUAACGACCCUAAAAGCAGCGGCUCAUAUAAUAACAAUAACGGCAAAACAAAUCCAAACGCGAGUAAAUUUGUUUAUAAAAAACAAGUGCAACAGCAUAAACCUCGGGCAGAAUACAAUACUAACGAGAUCGACGUAGCUAAUGAAUACGACGAUGACAACGAUGAUGACGACAACGAUGACAAUGUGACAAACAGUGAAGUGCAUAGUGAUGAUUCAAAUUUUUUAGAAGAAGAGCGUCAGCAGGCAGCAACGUAAACAAUUUUAUACCUUACAUUAAUUACCAGACAAAUAAAGGAGUGCUUAAAUUCUUAAUCGAUACGGGCGCAAAUAAAUCAACCAUUAGUCCGGAACAUGUGCACAGGACCAAAAUAACGGAUCGGCCCGCAAUAGUAACGAACAAAAAUGGUUUUAGCAGACACAUAUUUCACCAGGAAGAAUACACUGAGGACCAGCUAUUGCAAAUUUUAAAAAAAUAUUUAGCUCCCGGAAUGACAAACGGAAUCUUUGCCCAUCCGUCGGUUGCAAAAUUGUGCUUCAAAAUCAUAAAUGACAAUUUUAAAGGGAUGAAAGUUCAAUUUUGCAACCUGAAAUUACCAGAUUUAAUAACCAAAAAAGACCAAGACGAAUUUGUUCGUAAAACGCACAACUUUAACCAUAGAAGUUGGAAGCUUAAUUACGAAGAACUUCGUCAAUCAGUCUUUUUCCCGGAUAUGAUAUCGAUUGUUAAGAACUUCGCGAAAAAUUGCCAAGACUGUAAAUUUGCCAAAUACGAACGGCAUCCAUUUAAAAUUCCAAUCACGCGAAGAACAUAUGAGAAACCUUUAGAGAAUAUCUUUAUAGACGUAUACGUCAAGGAAGGAGAGAAGUUCUUAACAGUCAUCGAUUCAUUUUCUAAAUUUUUCACAACUUUACAAAAUCAGUAGCGAAACAAGCGAAGAGUUAAUCGAAACUCUCAUUAAAUACUUCAAAACGUUUGGAAUACCAAAAUUGAUCACUUGUGAUCAAGCUACAUCAUUUCGGAGCCAAAAUUUCAAAACCUUUUUGGAAGAAAACGGUGUUGCCGUUCACUAUGCUAGUAGCAGCAAUAGUAAUGGCAUCAUCGAGAGGUUCCAUAACACCCUCCUAGAGAUGUUUAUGGCAAACCGAAGCAAAAUCAAUAACCUAACUCUGUACCAAGGACUUUCACUUAUAACAGCACUGUAUAACGACGCAAAGCAUACAACAACGAAUCUCACACCAAGACAAAUAAUCUUCGGAAAUUCGACUUCACUAGACUUGAAGGACAUAAACAUGAUGAAACAACAAAUAAUACAAACUGCCAAAGACAAUAUUGCCAGAAUAGCUACCAGACAUAAUUCAAAAAUAGUAGAAACGGACAAAGACUAUCAAGACAUCAAAAACAAAGAAAUUCUUGCCAAAACUAAAGCCAAACCAUCUCCAUAUAGCAAUAGAUAUAGACUGGUCGAGGUAAAGGAACAGAAUGACAAAACAAUUACCGACACAACGGACAUCAAAAUUCAUAAGAAAAAUUUAAAACUCUAAUGGGAUUGACGAGGUAUGUUGCUUUUUCUGACUUUAUUUCAGACUAUGUUUCCUAUUCUGGACAUCUACAGCUUGGACAGACAUCCGCAUUUACGACCUGACUAAUAAUCCCAUAGCAAUCAUACCUCUCGGACAGGCCAGGAUUAGUAACAGUUAUAUCAGAGUAAUUCAUCCCGUAAAUUUAACAGCCAUAAAAGAUGCUAUAGAUUUGUUUGACUAUGUAACUAAAAAUUCUGAUUUAAAUAAUUCACUUUUCGAUCAAGUUAUUAGAAAAAAGAUAAAUAAAAUACACUUAACGUUCAACAGAAUUGUACCUCAAAACAGAUUCAAGAGAUGGGAAUCACUCGGUAGGGCGUGGAAAUACGUAUCAGGCAGUCCUGAUGCGGACGAUUUGAAAGUCAUUAACUCAACAAUCAAUUCUUUAGUAACUGAAAAUAAUAAUCAAAUACACAUUAAUAAUGUAUUCGAGAAAAGAAUGAGAAACCUUACAAGAACUUUCAAUCUUCUGAUAGAUAACGAGCAAAAAUUAGAAAAUGUUACAUUUAAAAGCUUUGAUUCACUUAAUUUUGUAUUCGAACUUGAUGAACUAUUGUAUUACCUAGAAGUUGUCGAGGAAUCCAUUACAUUGGCGAGAAGCAGCAUCCCAAACAGUCGCAUCAUUCACGAACGGGAACUGGAAGCCAUACAAAGAAUCCUCAACGGCAAUGGCUUUGGACUUGACUCGGUUGACAGUAUUUUGAACAUCGCCAGUGCUUACGUAAUGUUCAACAAAGACACAUUCAUAUAUAUACUGAAAAUACCCAGAAUCAAAAACGUACCGUACACACUCAGCUUCGUUGAACCAGUAAUUGCAGAAGGUUACCGCAUUCAUUUACCAAAACCAUUUUACUUGAAAGGGCAAACUUCAUUCAUCUCACAAAGCCCAUGUUCUAAGUUAAAAGCUCUCUUCGUGUGUUCCAAUACCAAUUUAGAACCACUCACAGAAUGUAUGCAACAACUAAUCUCCGGAGAGACAGCUGAUUGCCCCAUGGAACGAAUCUAUGGAGAUAAAACUAUACGAAAAGUUAACGAUGGCAAUAUUGUUAUUCACGGAGACAACAUCACCCUGAGGUCCAACUGUUCAACCACCCGAUUCCUUAGUGGAUCAUACCUCAUUCAGCAUUCAAACUGUACGUUAAACCUGGACGAUGAGGAGUACACAAGUACUAACCUGGAAAUACAACCGUUCACACCGGUUACCACAAUCAAGGUAAAUCCGACCAAUGUGAUAAACCAUAUCCCGUUGGAACAUUUACAGGAACUACAUUUAGAGCAUCGGAACCACAUAGAUCACCUCAACCUAACAACGGAAAAUAUACAUUGGAAACUAAACAUCUUUGGGUGGAUAGUUUCGGCUUCAGCAACAACGUUACCGGUCUUCAUACUGGGUACAAUCAUAACCAUAGUCUUCAAGCUUUUCAUUUUCAAAACAGUCUUUGCACCGAACAUGCGAGAAGGAACCAAGGAAAAUAGCAGUUCAACCGAGGCGCAUCCUGAGUCGAGAAGCAUACCGCUUAUCCCGCAGCAAUAGAGGAAGCCGAGGACGGCUUCUAACUAGAAGGGGAGCCGUUAGCGAAACGUAGUCAUUCGCAUACACUGACACACCGGAUGGAUGGCGAUACUUACAUGCAUGGAUGGUGUCAACCGCCGAGUCAGCAGAUUUAUAUUAUAAAAAGGUAGUGACCGCGUGGCUCGUUCUCUUUUUUCCUGAAGGCGUCUGAACAACUACCGGUGGUAGAGGUAUAGUGUAGUGAAUAAAGUGGUUGUAAAUUAGAAUUAAAGUUUUUAAAAAGUUGAAGAAGU
Aedes aegypti (yellow fever mosquito) is the source of this 4060-nucleotide messenger RNA. RefSeq lists its product as uncharacterized. Bases 2694 to 3788 code for a protein of 364 amino acids. The record is from RefSeq and is a predicted model, not a curated record. The transcript is spliced from 2 exons. NCBI's taxonomy places the organism in Eukaryota, Metazoa, Arthropoda, Insecta, Diptera, Culicidae.